This is a messenger RNA of Volvox carteri f. nagariensis, 486 nucleotides long. RefSeq lists its product as uncharacterized. The coding region runs from base 1 to 486 and encodes 161 amino acids. The transcript is spliced from 2 exons. Gene Ontology annotation, cellular component: cytosol; RQC complex. The record is from RefSeq and is a predicted model, not a curated record. Gene Ontology annotation, molecular function: ubiquitin protein ligase activity; ribosomal large subunit binding. NCBI's taxonomy places the organism in Eukaryota, Viridiplantae, Chlorophyta, Chlorophyceae, Chlamydomonadales, Volvocaceae. Gene Ontology annotation, biological process: ribosome-associated ubiquitin-dependent protein catabolic process; rescue of stalled cytosolic ribosome.
AUGCGCUCCUCCUCCCGACAGGCUCUGAAACCCCCUAGUGGAGGCGGCGGCCGCUUUUCAGUACGCGCCUCCCCGUCCUCGCCAGAGGUCGUGGCGACGCUGGAGGUGGAGGACGGCGCCGUGCUGGAGCUGGUGGUGAAGCUGCCCGCCUGCAUGCCGCUUCGUGCUCCGGAAGUCGAGUGCCGCAGAAAGGUCGGCCUGAAUGAGGCGCGUCUACGCAAGUGGCUGCUGUCCAUCGCAAGCUUUCUGCGCUACCAAAAUGGCUCCGUAGCGGACGCCAUCGCGCUCUGGAAACGCAACAUCGACAGCGAGUUCGAGGGCGUGGAGGCGUGCCUGAUCUGCUACUCGGUGUUCUCCUCCGUCGGCGGCCAGCUGCCGCGCCUGGUGUGCCGUACGUGCAAUGUGCGCUUCCACCCUGCAUGUCUGUACAAGUGGUUCAAGAGCGCCGGGAAGAGUCAGUGCCCGCACUGCCAAGCGCUGUGGUAG